Cicer arietinum (chickpea) is the source of this 3843-nucleotide messenger RNA. Its product is annotated as structural maintenance of chromosomes protein 5. Gene Ontology annotation, cellular component: Smc5-Smc6 complex; nucleus. Gene Ontology annotation, molecular function: single-stranded DNA binding. NCBI's taxonomy places the organism in Eukaryota, Viridiplantae, Streptophyta, Magnoliopsida, Fabales, Fabaceae. The record is from RefSeq and is a predicted model, not a curated record. Gene Ontology annotation, biological process: double-strand break repair via homologous recombination.
AGAGUCAGGACGCAUUGUUUUAGAAUGACCCGGUUCGGACCGAGAUGGUAUUUAAACCCGAGCUAACCACACGCACGAUGAACCAAAAACCGGAGUCGUAGUUUGGCGCCAAAUGCUCUCUCACACUUUCUCAGGGUUUCCGGAUACAACACUUUGAUCUCUCACUUCUCAAACUUCAAAGUGCACUCACCAUUGAUCCCCGUUACUUGCAAUGGCGGAACCUCGCCCACCUAAGCGUCCCAAAAUUAGCAGGGGGGAUGAUGAUUAUAUGCCUGGAAACAUUCUAGAGAUUGAGCUUUAUAAUUUCAUGACAUUUGAUUACUUAAAAUGUAAACCUGGGCCUCGGUUGAACCUCGUAAUUGGGCCCAAUGGUUCUGGAAAGAGUUCUCUUGUAUGUGCUAUUGCUCUUGGCCUCUGUGGAGAGCCCCAGUUGCUUGGGCGAGCCACGAGUAUUGGGAACUUUGUGAAGCGGGGGGAAGAGUCUGGGCACAUUAAGGUUACCUUAAGAGGGGACCAUAAAGAGGAGCAUAUUACGAUUAUGCGUAAAAUAAAUAUUAGCAAUAAGUCUGAAUGGUUCUUAAAUGAAAUUGUUGUGCCCAAAAAGGAUGUCGCUGAAACCAUUCAGAGGUUUAACAUCCAAGUAAAUAAUUUGACUCAAUUUUUACCGCAAGACAGGGUCUGUGAGUUUGCAAAGUUAACUCCGGUGCAACUUUUGGAAGAGACCGAAAAGGCUGUUGGUGAUCCACAGCUUCCAGAGCAACAUCGUGCACUAAUUGAUAAAAGUCGUGCAUUGAAGCAUGUUGAACUGUCUCUUGAGAAAAAUGAAGGAACUUUAAAUCAGCUGAAGGAACAUAAUGCUGAAUUAGAGAAGGAUGUUGAACGUGUUCGUCAAAGAGAUGAACUUCUUGCCAAGGCUGAUUCAAUGAAAAAGAAAUUGCCAUGGCUGAAGUAUGAUAUGAAGCAGGCAGAAUAUCGUGAAGCUAAGGAGCGUGAGAAGACUGCAGCAAAGGCAUUUGAGGAAGCUGCAAAAUUAUUAAAUGAACUUAAAGAACCUAUUAAGAAACAAAAAGACGAGAAAGCUGCAUUAGAUGCAAAAUGCAAAAAGGUCAACAGCCGAAUAAAUGAGAAUGCCAAAAAGAGAAUGGAACUUAUUGAGAAAGAGAACCAAUUGGACGUGGACUUACAAGGAAAGUACAAUGAGAUGGAAGGGUUGAGGAGGGAGGAAGAAACUCGGCAACAUAAAAUUAGAAAAGCUAGGGAGGAACUUGCUGCUGCGGAACAUGAACUUGAGAGUCUAGACCCUUAUGUACCCCCCAAGGAUGAACUUAAAAAACUGAGAGAAGAAAUUCUGGAGUUGGAUAUUUCUGCUGAUCAAGUGAGAGAGAAUAAGUCAGAAGCAGAAAAGAAAAUAAUGGACAAAAACUUCUCCUUGAAGAAGUGUAAGGACAGGUUGACAGAAAUGAAUAAUAAAAGUAACAAGUGUUUGAAUGCAUUGCAAAGAUCCGGGGUUGAUAAAAUUUUUGACGCUUAUAACUGGGUCCAAGCUCAUCGCCAUGAAUUCAACAAGGAGGUUUAUGGCCCAGUUUUAGUUGAGGUCAAUGUCUCAGACCAGUCUCAUGCUGGAUAUCUAGAGGGUCAAGUUGGUUGGUACAUUUGGAAGUCUUUCAUAACACAGGAUUCUCGUGAUAGGGACCUUUUGGCAAACAACCUACGACACUAUGAUGUACCAGUUUUAAAUUAUACUGGUCGUGAUAGCCAACAAAAAGAGCCUUUUGAAAUUUCUGCUGAUAUGCGUGCUGUUGGCAUCUACUCCCGUUUGGACCAAAUUUUUGAUGCUCCUUUUGCUGUCAAGGAGGUGUUGAUUAGCCAAUCUAAUCUUGAUCAUUCAUUUAUUGGAUCGAAAGAAACUGAUCAGAAAUCUGACGAGGUCCCAAAAUUGGGAAUUACUAGUUUAUGGACACCAGAAAAUCACUACAACUGGUCUAAGUCUAGAUAUGGAAAUCACCUCUCAGCAGUUGUUGAACAAGUGAAACGCCCGCAACUUCUUCUGAAUAAUUUAAAUGUGAGGGACAUUGAGAAUCUGAGCUCCCAGCAAAGGGAGCUUCAAGAAGCCAUUGCUUCCUUGGAAGAAAGUGUCAAAAGGUUUCAAGACGAGGAAAAAAGCUUCAGGAAGCAGGCUGCUAAUCUUCGUAAACAGAAGGAGGACAUUAGUAAUGCGGCACAGAAUGAGCAAAAAAAACGACAAGCAAUUAUUAGGCGUAUUGAACAAAAGAAAGGGAUAUUGAAAUUGAUGGAGGAGCAGGAUGAUUUAGAUACUGAGUUAGCGAAGCUUGUUGAUCAGGCAACAAAAUGUAACAUUCAACGAUUUCAUAACGCAAUAAAAAUUAAGGAUCUUCUUGUUGAAGCUGCGGGUUACAGACGGAGUUUUGUUGAACAACGCAUGGCUUGCAUUGAAUUGGAUGCAAAGAUUGGAGAAAUGGAGGCCAAUCUGAAGCAGCAUGAAAAUUGUGCUCUGCAAGCAUCAUUGCACUUUAAUAACUGUGAGAAACUAUUUAGAUUUUAAUUUGUAGAUUUUGCAAGAUGCAAGUAUGUUCCUAACUGUUUUUUUGCAGCAAAGAAAGAGGCUGAAGAAUGUAGACAGAAGCUUACAGAUUUAUUGAACUAUGCUAAGUCAGUUGCCCGACUUACACCUAACCUAGAGAAGGAAUUUCUUGAGAUGCCUACUACAAUUGAGGAGUUGGAAGCAGCUAUUCAAGAUACCAUUUCUCAAGCCAAUUCAAUCCUUUUUGUCAAUAGUAACAUAUUGCAACAAUAUCAGGAUCGUCAAAGAAAGAUUGAAGAUCUUGCAACAAAACUUGAUGCAGACAAGGUGGAAUCUAGAAGGUGUCUAGCCGAAUUGGAUAACAUUAAGGGAAAAUGGCUUCCAACUCUGAGAAACCUUGUGGCACAAAUAAAUGAAACUUUUAGUCGAAAUUUUCAACAGAUGGCUGUUGCCGGAGAAGUUUCACUAGAUGAGCACGAUAUGGACUUUGAUAAAUUUGGAAUACAAAUAAAAGUCAAAUUCAGAGAAAGUGGACAGCUUGAAGUUCUAAGCGCCCAUCAUCAAUCUGGAGGGGAGCGUUCGGUUUCAACUAUUGUUUAUCUUGUUUCACUCCAAGAUCUUACAAACUGUCCAUUUAGAGUUGUUGAUGAGAUCAACCAAGGGAUGGACCCAAUAAAUGAAAGGAAGAUGUUUCAGCAACUAGUGAGAGCAGCUAGCAAGCCAAAUACACCACAGUGUUUCUUACUUACCCCAAAGUUGCUACCAGAUCUGCAAUAUAGCGAGGCAUGCAGUAUAUUGAAUGUAAUGAAUGGCCCUUGGAUUGAGCAACCAUCAAAGGUCUGGACCACUGGUGAUCGAUGGAGUAUCAUUACCGGACAUAUCGGAGAGACCAUAUGUUAAAGUAAAAAAACACUGGAGUUUCAGCGAAGGGGAUCGAUAGUGCCUGUUUAGCAUUUUGUAUAGUUUCGUGGAGAUAGAAACCAAAGUGUGCAUUCGAGAGAAUGUGCUUUUGUUUCGAUGAUAGGAUACCUAACAAUGUAAAUAUAUUUACAAUUUGUUUAUGCUGUUAUGAUAUUUAACACCGUUACUCCUACUGACUUGUACAAGAUGGAUACAGUGCAUUAAGGGCUAUAAGCAAACAUUAAUUAGUUUGGAAGAGCAAUGCUAAAUAUUAUGAAAGUCUUUUAAAGAACGGCAAGAGGGAAGGAAUAGCUGUAUUAUUUAAAAGAAAUUAAAAACUAUUAUUUCCGUGGUUGACGAAAAUCACGCAUGGGUUAUGUAUGAUAUUUGUUUUGGUUCUA